Molecule: messenger RNA, 1238 nt
Organism: Selaginella moellendorffii
Lineage: Eukaryota; Viridiplantae; Streptophyta; Lycopodiopsida; Selaginellales; Selaginellaceae
Product: 40S ribosomal protein S17
Exons: 4
Coding region: 78-668 (196 amino acids)
Biological process (GO): translation
Cellular component (GO): ribosome
Molecular function (GO): structural constituent of ribosome
Source: RefSeq, a predicted model, not a curated record
UUGGUGGCUAGGGUUAGGGUUCUUGGAGAAGCUACUACUGCGGCGCGCGCGCUCUCGCUGAUCUUGCAAGAGCAAGCAUGGGGCGCGUUAGAACCAAGACUGUGAAGAAGGCAUCGAGGGUCAUCAUCGAGAGGUACUACUCUCGGAUGACCCUGGAUUUCCAGACCAACAAGAAGAUCGCCGAGGAAGUAGCGAUCAUCCCGUCCAAGCGCCUGCGCAACAAGAUCGCUGGAUUCGCCACUCAUUUGAUGAGGAGGAUCCAAAAGGGGCCAGUGCGCGGCAUCUCGCUCAAGCUCCAGGAGGAGGAGCGCGAGCGCCGUAUGGAUUUCGUGCCCGAGGAGUCGGAAAUCAAGACCGACGUGAUCGAGGUUGACAAGGAGACGCAAGAUCUUCUCCACUCUCUGGGCAUGGGAACGCUCCCUGGAGUUGUCCAAGUAAGCUUUUCCUUCGAUCUCUUCGUUUUUUCUUCGAUCUUUUGGUUUUCUCAAACGAUCGAUUCAUUCGUAGGCUGCCACCACCGGCGGCGCGGGCGCUACCGCCGCUCCGGGAGGAUUCUACUACCAACAGAACCAGGGAAACAAGCGAGCUUGAAAAUCUCAUGUAAAACCUCGCAAGAAAGAAUUUUGGGGACUCCAUUUUCGAGUGUUCGCAGCUUGGGGUUUAUCUAGGGCUUUAGGAAUCAUCCACCAUGGCGGCCAUGGCGAUCGCGCCCACGACCGCGAUGGCCAAGGGCGGCCCCUCCACAUUCGCGGCGCCCAAGAGGAAGCUGAGCGCCAAGGAGCUCUCCCGGACCAUCUUCCGCCGCAAGCCCAUGGAGCAGAUCUACGCGAUUCGGGUGGAGCGCGGCGCGAGCGAGCGGCGGCUCGAGGAGCUGGGCGUGGCGGAUUGGUCGCGCUGGAAAUCGGGCGAGUGCGGCUAUCUCUGGGAUUGGAUCGUGGACGAGUGGGUCUACAUUGUGAGCGGCAGCCUGCUCGUCCGCCCCGUCAAUAGCGAUCUCAGCGGCGAGUACUUCGCGGGCGAUCUGGUGAGGUUUCCCAAGUGGUUUGACGCGCAGCUCUUCUUCCGGGGGGAUUACGAGCAGCGCUACCGGUUCGUGGCUUAUGGCGACAACGAGCUGGACUGACGGAUAUUCGCUGGAAUCUUUCAAGAGCCCUAAUCUUAACUCCCGCCGUCUAGUGUUUUAAGUUUAAAAAAGUGUUGCUCUAAUUUCCAGUGAAGUCAAAGAAGCUUUUCUUGUC